AUGAGUGGUGAACCUCAAGCAAAGCGAACGAAAAUGAGUUCUUUGGAUCAGUUAAAGCAAUAUUCUACAGUAGUAGCAGAUACCGGUGAUUUUGAAGCUAUGAAAGCAUACAAACCUACUGAUGCUACUACAAACCCAAGUUUAAUUUUGUCUGCUGCUGGAAUGGACCAAUAUCAGCAUUUACUAGAUAAAGCAAUCAAAUAUGGCAAGGACUGUGGGGGUACAAUUGAUGAGCAGUUGGCUGAAACAUUGGAUAUGCUUAGUGUUUUGUUUGGCUGUGAAAUACUUAAAAUAAUUCCGGGGCGAGUUUCUGUUGAAGUAGAUGCAAGAUUAUCUUUUGAUAAGGAUGCAAGUAUGGCUAAGGCUAUAAAGUUUAUUUCCAUGUUUGCCGAGCAUGGUAUUAAAAAGGAAAGAAUUCUCAUUAAACUAGCAUCUACCUGGGAAGGAAUUCAAGCUGCUAAGGAGCUGGAAAAAAAACAUGGCAUUCAUUGCAACUUGACACUCCUAUUUUCGAUGUACCAAGCUAUUGCUUGCGCAGAAGCUAAUGUUACUUUGAUCUCCCCAUUUGUUGGGAGAAUUCUGGACUGGUAUGUUGAGCAUACAAAGAAGACCUAUAUAGCAACAGAAGACCCCGGAGUACUAUCUGUGACCCGUGUCUACAACUAUUAUAAGAAGUUUGGAUACAAAACUCAAGUUAUGGGGGCUUCUUUCCGUAAUACUGGGGAGAUAACUGAGCUAUCUGGUUGUGAUCUUCUUACUAUCAGUCCGAAAUUGCUGCAGGAACUGGCUAACAGUGAACAGCCUAUUAAAAAGGUGCUAGAUCAAAAAGUGGCCGCGGAAAGUGAUUUAGAAAAAAUAUCUUUAUCCGAAGCACAGUUUCGUUGGCAUCUCAAUGAAGACCAAAUGGCAACUGACAAAUUGUCUGAUGGAAUUCGAAAAUUCGCUGCCGAUACAAGAAAACUGGAAUCACUCAUCAAAGGAAUGCUUACUAAAAAAUAA
Pieris macdunnoughi is the source of this 999-nucleotide messenger RNA. NCBI's taxonomy places the organism in Eukaryota, Metazoa, Arthropoda, Insecta, Lepidoptera, Pieridae. The record is from the annotation of a GenBank genome assembly.